Messenger RNA from Saccoglossus kowalevskii, 3306 nucleotides. RefSeq names its product long-chain-fatty-acid--CoA ligase ACSBG2-like. The record is from RefSeq and is a predicted model, not a curated record. Gene Ontology annotation, molecular function: long-chain fatty acid-CoA ligase activity. Gene Ontology annotation, cellular component: endoplasmic reticulum; membrane. Lineage: Eukaryota; Metazoa; Hemichordata; Enteropneusta; Harrimaniidae.
CUUAUAGAAUAUUGAUCUUAAAAGAUAACCAGUUAACAUGAGUACUGAAGUGGACAGGGCUUAUAGUCCAACUGAUCCUGCAAAUACAUCUGCUAUGUCUAAUGAUAUAACAUUAAAUGGAACCAAUGAAGCCAUAUCUCCAGAUCCCAGUACGACGAAGACUCCUGGAAAAAAGUCAUCUGAAACGAUUGAUACAAGUAUGAUGAAUGGUACUACAGAAGAACAUACUGUAAAUGGAGAAAAGGAUACCCCUGCUGUGCUGUCAGAUAUUCAAAUCCAGACUGACUUCAAAGAGCCAGCUCCUUUGCUAGUUGUUAAACCAGGAGAAUGCCUACCAGCUGACAGCUUCUAUGCGACUAAACCUGAUGGUGCAGUCAAACUGCACAUGGCGAACUCUGGGCCAAGAUCUGAACAACCAAUUACAGUUCACCAACAGUUGGUUAACACUAUGAAAGAAUUCCCAGAUUUGAAAGCAUUAUCUGUCAAGAGAAAUGAUGAAUGGAUAAGCUGGACAUGGACUGAAUAUUAUCAUGCAUGCCGCAAUACAGCUAAAGCUUUUAUAAAGCUUGGAUUGGAAAGGUUUCAUGGAGUUGGAAUAAUUGGGUUCAAUUCACCAGAGUGGUUUAUGGCAGAUGUGGGAGCCAUUUUUGCUGGGGGUUUAGCAGUGGGUAUUUAUACAACAAACUCACCAGAAGCUUGCCACUAUGUAGCAGAUAACAGUGAUGCCAAUAUCAUUGUUGUUGAAAACACUGCACAACUUAAGAAGAUCUUAAAAGUCUGGGACAGGUUGCCACAUCUUAAAGCUAUUGUGCAAUAUUCUGGUGAGCUGGAAGAGAAAAGAGAGAAUGUAUACACUUGGUCAGAGUUACAGGAAUUUGGUAAGCUGGUUACAGACUCUGAAUUAGAUGAAAGAAUAGACUUCCUGGCACCAAAUCAGUGUUGUACAUUGAUUUAUACUUCCGGAACGACUGGAAACCCUAAAGGUGUCAUGCUUAGUCAUGAUAAUUUUGUGUGGACAACUAAAAUGUGUGUUUCGGCGGCUAAGCUGAACAAAGGUACUGACUGUCUGGUUAGUUAUUUACCUCUAAGCCACGUUGCAGCUCAGUUAUUUGAUAUCUAUAUUCCGAUGGUAGCUUGUGGAACAACAUACUUUGCACAACCAGAUGCUCUGAAGGGCACUCUAGUUAAUACUUUGAAAGAAGUGAGACCAACAGCAUUUCUUGGAGUUCCACGUGUGUGGGAAAAAAUCCAGGAUACAUUGAAAGAAGUGGGACGUAAUGUUACUGGAUUUAAAAAGAGAAUCUCAACAUGGGCUAAAAGUGUUGGCUACGAUGGCAAUAUGAGAAUCAUGAAUGGACAGUCACCGCCAUGGGGAUGGACACUUGCAAACAUGUUUGUAUUCAAGAAGAUCAAAGCUGCAUUGGGUUUUGAUAGAUGUAACUUAUGUUUUUCGGGGGCUGCUCCAAUUGCAAAAGAAACUGAGGACUAUUUUAUGAGUCUUAAUAUACCUAUCUAUAAUAUAUAUGGAAUGAGUGAAAGCUCAGGUCCACAUACGAUAUCAUUACCCGGAAAAUUCUUAGUUGGUAGUGCAGGCAAAGAAUUUCCCGGAAGUGAAACGAAACUUGCAGAUCCAGAUAAGGAUGGCAAUGGAGAGGUCUGUUUUGGUGGACGUCAUGUGUUUAUGGGUUAUCUUAACAAAUUGGAUAAAACCCAGGAAGCAAUAGAUGAGGAUGGAUGGUUACACAGCGGUGAUAUUGGACGAAAAGAUAAGAAUGAUUUCCUUAUUAUCACUGGAAGAAUUAAAGAAAUCAUCAUCACGGCCGGUGGCGAGAAUGUGCCUCCCGUACUCAUAGAAGAUCAAGUGAAAGCCGAGUCGCCUCUCAUAAGUAAUUGUAUGCUGAUUGGUGAUAAGAGAAAGUUCCUGGCAAUGUUGAUCACUCUUAAAGUUGUUAUCAACCCUGAUACCCAAGAGUCAACAGAUAAAUUAACACCAGCAGCAAUCCAUGCUGCAAAAGAACUUGGUAGCAAUGCUACUUUGUCAUCAGAAGCCAAAAAGGACGAGAAGAUCAACAAAGCUAUACAAGGUGCUGUAGAUCGCUAUAACGCUAAUGCAACAUCAAGAGCUCAAAAAGUCCAGAAAUUUACUAUUCUGGAAGGUGAUUUUUCAAUUGCUGGUGGUGAACUUGGACCAACACUGAAACUGAAAAGACAUUUUGCAGUCAGCAAAUACACUAAUGAGAUUGAAGCUUUCUAUGAAGAAACGCCCAAGAAUUGAUGCAACUAUAGUGUGAAUAGUUUGCCACAAACAAUGCAGUUGUAAAUAAAUAAGAUUGAAUGUCAUUUUGAAUUCUGAUUCUAUUAAAGGUAUAAUUAUUCAGAUUCUAUUACCAUGAUGUUAAUUGGUGCUAUAUAUAUUGUAAACAGAAAUAAUAGAGUUUUUGCAGUGAUGUGUACUGAUACCAUUUUGCCACAGUUUUGGUUGAAAAUUGUAAAUUUGUUUGUUUUUUUUGCUGAUGUGUAAUGAACUAUGCUAGACCAAAGAGUGAUAAAUUAUGAUACAUUUAAUCGAAUCUUGUGACUGAAAUAUGAUUUCCUUGAAUCAUAUCUUGAGAGCUCAAAUCUGAAAUUGUGUUAGUUCAUCUAUGUAGCUGAUUGCAUUCUAAAAACAAAACUUAAUUAUGAAAAUGUUAUUUUUUAAUAAAGUUUUACAACAUGGUGGCCCUCCCAUGUUGUAUCUCACUUUAUGCACACCACUUCCUAAUGUGAAAGUUACGCUGUUAUGUAAAUGCUCGUUGGUCUUUCUAGAUGAUUAAUACUCUACAUGGGAGUGCCACUUAGUUAAUUAUAUUUUACAUUUCAAUAUUUAUGCUGCAUAGCAGUGUUAUGUGAAAUGUGAGAAAGUCUGUAACAUACUGUAAUUGCGGUUAAAAUUCCAUAAGUAUAUCAAUCUACUUCUCACAUGGUCUUAGUGAGAGUUGGUCAUUGUAGUUGUGUGGGCUUAUCCACUCUUUGUGAGAUGUACUUGAAGAGCCAGCAAUAGUUAUAUGCUUCAUGAACCUUACCAGUUUUUAAUUAGAUCUCAGUGAUGGUCACAGAGAUAUUAACAUUCUAGAAUAAUAUUUUCAUGGUUUAUUGCUGCCUAGAUGUAGUAAAUUACAAUGUCAGUCACUUAAUUGAGAUAUUUCAGUUUCCAAAGAUAAGAUAUGAGAAUUUUGUAUGUGACUUUUAUGCAUACGAUUCAUAAAAUUAGAAAUGUAGUAAUUAUGGUUUCAAUUUAGGCCAUUUGACAAGGUAUACUUUACCAAA